GUCGUCUGCUUGUCACUAAUCGCUGGAUGGAAGUGGAAGCGUUUGUUUCGCAAAAGUUAGUUUAUGAAAGUGCAAAAUAAUUUCAACGUGGUCGCUAUGUGCGGAAAAUAAUGGAGUACUCUCAUAAUUGUUGCAAGCGAAAAUAAAAAAAGCAAGCGAAAUAGUCGAACGGACAAGCAAACCAUUGGUGGGUGGCAGAUUGCUAGCGUUAGGGGACAAGAAAAGUUCGUGUGUCGUUUUCUCUUUGGUCACCGGUAUGUCGAUAUCAUCGCUCCUUGGUCGCGUCAAGCAGUAUCUGGAAGAUCGUAAGCGAAAAAGAGACGAACCGUCAGAAGCAUCAACAACCUUUGCCAAAUAUCGUCGAGUGGCCGAUGAUUUUCCCGUAAUUAUUUCAACGCCGCUAAGUAAUGAUCUGCACUCCAAGUCUGAGUCAAUUUCCGAUCGGUUAAAGCAAAACCAGUAUAUUCGCAAAUCAAUGGCGAGUGCUGAGGAAAGUCGCGAGAAUCAACGGCAGAGUGCCUAUUUUGGAGGGCUCGGUACCGGUAAAACGCGACUUGAGUUUGCGGAUAUUGAAUUUUCCGAUGAUGAAGAUGAGCUGGACUGGAUCAACCGUCAGCACCGAGAUAGCAACAAAACUGCAAAUUCGGCUGCAAACAUGCGACGUCCGCCACCGUUGGCCAAGCUUAAACCAUUAAAUGCACCAAUUCCUUCUCUAUUUCCUAUCCGGUCACAAAUGGUCAAUGGAAAUUCCAGCCGACAACAGCAGCCGGAAACGUUUAAAAAACCAUUCGCCUUUAAAGCUCAGCAGCAGCAACAGCAACAAACGAAACGUAAUUCGAUUGUAGCACAAGCAUACAAUUACGAUGAGAUGAACAACUACCGGGCACUGUUGAAGCGGUUAUUACCAAACUUGUACUCACCGGAAGAACCGGCCAAAACUGCGGCUGCCGCCACAACAAGCUCACGGAAAAACUCUCUGCUCGCAGCGGAUGAUUUCAAUUUUUCGUCCUCCACAGUGCUCAAUGCUAGCCAUGCAGCAGCAUACGAAGCUCCCCAGAGGGCCGGACCGUCGGGCACGGUCCGAUCGAUUCCGGUGAUUGAUCUAUCGAUGGAGGAGAGUGACUCCGAGGGAAGGAAAAAGCGCACAAGUCUCUUCACGACCGUCGAUCUGUCGCAGUAUGAUAUGCCUCACGAAGAGCCAGUUGUUGCAACGCCAGCUAUCGAUCCAAUUAAUACGCUUCGCGAGAAACUCCAGACGAACAGUAAAUUCCGUGAUGACAUUGUUGAAAGCGUCCAGCGGAAAUACAGUAGCUCCUCUAGCAAGAUAAGGUCGCAGAUCGAACAGGAACGCGAAACCAAUCGUUUCAAUCCACUACUCGACGGUGCUCGAGCUCAGAUGCACUACAACAGUAAACACUUUCCUCCCGAUUUCAGCUUGAAGGAGUUAAAGAAAAACACCGAGCAAUAUGAGGGAACAUUCGAGCGCAGGCUGGGCGAUUUUAUGCUUAAGUUCGACACGAUCGUUCUGGACGAAGAAGAGCCAGAGGAAGAGGAAGCUUAUCCGGAGCUAACCGACGAGCAUCAUGCUAUAAUCAAACGUGCCCUGUACGGAGGACCAAGCUCGGAGGUAAUUUUAAGCAAAUUCAACAUUAGCAUUACCCGCAACGAUUUGGCUACGCUCAUCGGAGACAACUGGCUAAAUGACGAGGUCAUCAACUUUUACAUGAAUCUACUGAUUGAGCGAAGCGAACAGCACGCCGACGACGGAUCGCCACGUGUGUACGCUAUGAACACCUUCUUCAUACCGAAACUUUUCGCUUCCGGUCACGCUGGCCUAAAGCGGUGGACGAGAAAAGUGGAUAUUUUCUCGUACGACAUUAUUCCGAUACCGGUGCACGUCGGGCGGGUGCACUGGUGUAUGGCCAUUAUCGACCUUAAAAAUCAAUCAAUCCGUUACUAUGAUUCUAUGGGCACCCCGAAUAAGCCGGUUCUGGAUGCUCUAGAGCAGUACCUAAAGGAUGAAUCGUUGGAUAAGCGGAAGAAGCCGUUCGACACCAGCGGUUUUACGAAGGAGCACAUGCGUGAUUGUCCAAGGCAAAUGAAUGGUAGCGAUUGCGGCGUGUUUAGUUGCAUGUUCGCGGAACACGAGUCGCGAAACCGUGAGAUCGGUUUCAGCCAGCAGCACAUGCCGUAUUUCCGCCAGAAGAUGAUCUUUGAAAUUUCACAGGGACGCUUGAUUACGUAGAGUCGUUGCCCGCAGAUCACGGUACUAAACGCGUAUUCCUUUCUCCUACGUUUUGUUAUAUGAGAUAGAAUAAAGGCAGGACGCUGAGUAAUCAAAUUGAUUGAAAUAAUUCUAAGCCUAAUUUAUGGAUAUUUGCUAAAAAUAUAGGAAACAGUUCGCAGCAGUAAAACAUUGUGCACCAGAUGAUCAGUAAUAUAAUCAGCUCUAUUUGUUUUUUUUUUACGAAAAGUUCUUUUCGCUGAUUCAACUGUGCAGUUUUAUUUUGAAAGUUAUUUCAUUGAAUUGUGAUUGGUUGUUGAAAAGGUAGCAAAGCAAAAAGAGCAGGAUCCUAUCACACUCAUCCUUCUUGUACAUUGAGUAAACCGAAAUAUUGAUGAACGAAAGAUGAAAAUAGUACCGAAAGCAUUACCGAUACAUAUGUAACAGUAACAGGUUGUCAGUUACAUCAUUGAGUAGCUGCACAUCUUACAAAAAG
Messenger RNA from Sabethes cyaneus, 2720 nucleotides. RefSeq names its product sentrin-specific protease 1-like. Lineage: Eukaryota; Metazoa; Arthropoda; Insecta; Diptera; Culicidae. The record is from RefSeq and is a predicted model, not a curated record. Gene Ontology annotation, biological process: protein desumoylation. The coding region runs from base 257 to 2245 and encodes 662 amino acids. Gene Ontology annotation, molecular function: deSUMOylase activity. Gene Ontology annotation, cellular component: nucleus. The transcript is spliced from 7 exons.